This is a messenger RNA of Panicum hallii, 1821 nucleotides long. RefSeq lists its product as uncharacterized. The record is from RefSeq and is a predicted model, not a curated record. The transcript has a single exon. The coding region runs from base 1 to 1821 and encodes 606 amino acids. NCBI's taxonomy places the organism in Eukaryota, Viridiplantae, Streptophyta, Magnoliopsida, Poales, Poaceae.
AUGGCAGCUGCUUCUGACAUGGAUUUCGCACCCAGCCCCCUUCCCUCAGAUGAUGAUUGCCCUAGUAGCGAUCACAUAACAACUGUGCAAGUUCAUGUCAUCGUAGCUGUUCUCUCCAUGCUCCUCUUGCACGUCCUGGGCUCGUUACGCCGGUUGUCGAGCCACGGUCUCCUCCACACCAUCGUGGCGGGAGCCUACACGCUCUCCUUCCCGCUGGUGAGCUACACCAUCGGGCGCAUGCAAUCUUCCGACUGGUACGUCGACGACUUCGGCAUCUGGGCCGUGUUCCUGCUGCUGCUCCUCGGCAACACGGACAGCCUCACGGCCUGCCGCCUCAACGACAUCGACAACUGGAAGAGCAUCUACGUGAAGCACCUCUUCAAGGGGUUCUUGAUGGUGUACGUCGUGCUGAGGAUAUACGGCGACCGGAAAAUGCCCUACCUGGCCCCGCUCUCGGCCAUCCUGCUCGUCGUCGUCCUCAAGUGGUAUGUCAUGAUCGCUUCCAUGAGGAUGGUGAGCAAGUCCUACCUCUGCAAGAACACCAAGGUGGUCGCCGAGUACAUGAAGCAUAAGGACAACAACCUGCCCUUCGAUCCGGUGACCAUGGAAGGCUACCGGUACAUGGUCGCCGGCGAGAAACGCUGCCUCAAGCGCCCUGCUGCUGGGGGCAAACCAUGGUACAAGCAGGACGACUCCUGCUUGAAGGUCACCACCGUGGAGCAGAUCUGGCAGUGCAGGGGGAGCCUGCUGCUCCACGAUCAGCGGGGCAAGUUGCUCAAGGACCUGUGCCUCUCCAUGGCACUCUCCAAGAUGCUCAACCGGAGAUUUGCUGGCUUCGAGCUCUCAGAGGCAGAGCUCGAGAAAACCCACGACUUUGUGUUCAAAGGCCUUCUCGCCGGGGACAAGCCGCAUCAGCGGGCCUUCAGGGUCGUCGAGGAAGAGCUUGUUUUCGUCCAUGACCUGUAUUACACAAGGUACUCUUACCUCGACCGAAAGGGUCGGUUCUUUGCUCUCUGCCUGCCCGUCAUCAUGUUUGCCCUGUGCUCCUGGCUGACCUGCUGGCUCGCCAUGGAUCGCGAUAGGGUUCACCGCACCACCAUACUCAUAACCGUUGUCCUGGCAUUCCUGGAGGCAUACCAGCUGUACCUGUACAUAGCCUCAGGUUGGUUCAAGGUGGCGCUGGUACGGAGCUACGUCGCCACGCCUUUUCUGCAAAGAAGCGGCUGCUUCCUUGAGACGAUCACAGGCCUUCUCUUGAGGUUCAAGGGGUAUCGCCCAUGGAAGCGCAGGCUUGGGCAGUACUGUAUCCUCCGGGACCUUGGCCGCAAAAGCCGAGUUAGCAAUUGUCUCCACUAUGCUACACUGUUCCUGGUGAACAAGACCAAGAAGGGGCGCAAGAACUCAGUCAUGCUGUCCGAGAAUGUGAAGAAAGCCGUGGAUUCCCUACUGAGAAGCAACGGCCGGCUGACCAACGGGGUAGCAUCGCUGCAAAACAAUGGCGUCCAUGGUAACCUCUCAUGGGCAUGGGAUGCUACUGCUACCGACGGGACGACGGUGACUCGCACCAUACUGGUCUGGCACAUUGCCACGACCCUGUGCGAGCACCAUCUGGUGGAUGCACGCGACAGAGAAGACGACGCAGUCAGAACGGCCUCCGCUCUGUCUCGGUACUGCAUGCAUCUCCUGGCUUUUGCACCGAACCUGUUGCCCGGCCACAGCUCUGAAUCGGAAUCCAUGCUUGAUCGGACACUCGACGAAGCAAGCGAGUUGCUCAAAAAGGCCAAGACGUUGGAGAGAAGGUGUGACCGUGUGAGGAACUAA